AUGAAAGUCAGCCAGCUCUACGUGUACCCCAUCAAGUCCCUCCGAGGCACCACCGUCCCAGAGGGCACACUCACCUCCCUAGGCCUAGAAUGGGACCGACGCUUCAUGUUACUCAAAGUCGAACCGACCGAAGACGGAACCACAUUGAAGAACAUGCACGUCCCCCACUACCCGGAGAUGUCCCUUUUUCAAACCGCCAUCAAACUCCCGCAAAACGACGCAGAUACCGGGAAAAUCACAGUGACCUACAACCCCGCAGAUGAUCCGAAACACGAAAUGCGAAAACUCGAAAUUCCGCUCCACAUGAAUAGCCAGCAAGUGAAGACCAUGCAGAAGUUCACCGUCACGAUGCACCAAAGCCCGACAACGGGGUACGACAUGGGAUCCGAGUAUAACGAGUGGUUCAGUGCAUGUUUCGGAUAUCCCGUUAUCCUAGCCUACCUGGGGGCCAACACUCGAGGAAUCCUAGGAACGCUAGCGCCACGGAAGCGGAAUAAAGAACCCAUCUGGGAGACAUGGUGGCGUGAAAUCAGCGAUCCGCGCGGAAAAGAGGAUUUUUUAAUUGGUCUUUUGGCUGUUUGUGUUAUCGGGAGUAUGCUCUGGAAGGGGUAUGACAUUUUCCAGGGCGUGACACCCGCACUGAAUAUGAAAACAUACCUCAAUACUUUCGUCGCGGUGGUUACCUUAUCCGGUUUACACUGGAUGACACUUCGUCGGCGGGAAGAUAGAAUCGGCUUCGCCGAUUGUGCACCGUUCCUAAUUAUCUCCGAGACAUCAGUGAACAAUGUCUCAGGGCGGCUACCCGAAAGCGAGGAAAUGGAUCGAACAAAGUUCCGGCCGAAUAUUGUGGUUUCGGGGGCUGAGAGUGCCUUUGAGGAGGAUUAUUGGACGGAGUUGGCUGUUGGGGGGAAGGCGAGGUUAUUGUUGACGGGGAAUUGUGUUCGGUGUCAGAGUUUGAACGUGGAUUAUGGGACUGGGAAGAUAGGAACUGGGGAAUCGGGGAGUGUGUUGAAGAAGUUGAUGAAGGAUAGGAGGGUGGAUCGGGGGGCUAGGUUUAGUCCCGUUUUUGGACGGUAUUCGUUUCUUGAUCGGGGAAGUGGAGAGAGGAUUCGAGUUGGGGAUGAGGUGGUGGUUGUUAAGCGUGCGAAGGAGCAUACAGUUACUGAUUGGCCUGGUCUUACCAAUUAA
Penicillium atrosanguineum is the source of this 1188-nucleotide messenger RNA. RefSeq names its product MOSC domain protein. The transcript has 3 exons. Lineage: Eukaryota; Fungi; Ascomycota; Eurotiomycetes; Eurotiales; Aspergillaceae. Gene Ontology annotation, molecular function: catalytic activity; pyridoxal phosphate binding; molybdenum ion binding. Bases 1 to 1188 code for a protein of 395 amino acids. The record is from RefSeq and is a predicted model, not a curated record.